GGCGGCCACUGCAGCACGGCCGGGAUGUCACUGAGCAGCGGCUCCAGUCUCCUCCCCCUCGGCUGCUCGGCUGGGGGAAGGGGACACAGGGCUCCCGGCAGGGACUAACCCGCCGCGGGGCUCCUGCCGGGAGCUGGCCGAGCCCCGGGGCUGCUGCCCGCCUGUGCCGGGGAGGCGAGAGCCGCGCAGCCCCCGAGCAGCGGGCACCGGCUGCGAGCCUCCUCCGAGCUGCUGAGGUGAAGCUCGGGCUCCAAACCCCGCAGAGAGGCAGGGACCUGCCUGGUGCUUCAGCAUCUCCGGGUGUCCUCGGUUGCUGGUGGCGAGCGGGCUGGAAGGACGGAGUGUCAGCAUCCCAACGGAUCGGCAGCUCUUGGAUCAACAUCCCAAGGAAUCAGCAUCCCAGCCGUGCCUGGUACCUCACGGAGAGAAAACUCCCGGUGUCUCCUCAAGGGAAGAUGUGCCCAAGCUGAUGGAUGAGGUAACUGCUGGCUUUGGACCUCUUAGCUACAGGAGAAGAGAAGAGACUCCUGGCUUUGCUGUAACUAUGGCAGAUACCUCAGAAGGGGUCAAGCCUCGUUGCUGGAUGCCAUUUCAUGCCUGAGGCCUCUAGACCUGCCUAGGACAGACCACAAAACUCUUGGAAGAGGCAGAGACAGGUCUCAAUGAAAAUACUGGUGACACCCAACUGAAAACAUGCCUGCUGUUACUCACCCCUGAAAACAGAGGAAGGAGCAUCCUCUGGACUUGGGAAGAGGCACCGUUGCUCAGUGGAGGCCUCCUCCUGCCUGCUGAGGAUCUGGGGAGGACAGGAGGCUUCUCACAGCUGCUGGGCUCUGCUCCAUGACUAACACAAAGGACCCGACGAGAGCUAUGGACUCCCCUCCGGUGCCCUCCAGCUCUGCGGCUGGCUCCGUCACCUUCUCGCAAGUUUUCGGGCAGCAGUGCCAGCUGAUGGAAGCAGCUGUGGAGUCACUGCAUUCCUUGAACGACCAGAUCUCCCAUUUUAUAGUCAACAAGUCCAAAGCUCUGGAUGAGGAGGAAGAGGCCUUUCUGCCCAGUGAGAAGGAAUCUCUGAAAGAUGCCAUGACGCUGAUGCGGCACCUCCUGAUGGAUGCACAGGCCAAAAUCCUGCACAUGAUGGACGACAACAAGCAGCUGGCGCUGCGCAUCGACGGGGCGCUGCAGGCGGCGGGCCAGGAGGUGACGGCGCUGCGGGCUGAGCUGGCCGCCACUGGUCGGCGACUGGCGGAACUGGGCAGCGAGCCGGCCAUGGAGCACGGCCCGCACAGCGCGCAAGCGCUGCUGCGGGAGGAGGUGGCCCAGCUGCAGGAGGAGGUCCACCUGCUGCGGCAGAUGAAGGAAAUGCUGACCAAGGACCUGGAGGAGACCCACGGCAGCAAGGCCCCGGAGGUCCUCUCGGCCACCGAGCUGAAGGUGCAGCUGGCGCAGAAGGAGCAGGAGCUGGCGCGAGCCAAGGAGGCUCUGCAGGCCAUGAAAGCCGACCGCAAGCGCUUGAAGGUGGAGAAGACAGACCUGGUGAGCCAGAUGCAGCAGCUCUACGCCACCCUGGAGAGCCGUGAGGAGCAGCUCCGAGACUUCAUCAGGAACUAUGAGCAGCACAGGAAAGAGAGCGAGGACGCGGUGAAAGCCCUGGCCAAGGAGAAGGACCUCCUGGAGCGGGAGAAGUGGGAGCUGCGGCGGCAAGCCAAGGAGGCUACCGACCACGCCAGCGCCCUCCGCUCCCAGCUCGACCUGAAAGACAACCGCAUGAAGGAGCUGGAGGCCGAGCUGGCCAUGGCCAAGCAGUCCCUGGCCACGCUGACCAAGGACGUCCCCAAGCGCCAUUCCUUGGCCAUGCCGGGCGAGACGGUGCUGAACGGCAACCAGGAGUGGGUGAUGCAGGCUGACCUCCCGCUGACCGCCGCCAUCCGGCAGAGCCAGCAGACCCUCUACCACUCCCACCCCCAGCACUCGGCGGACAGGCAAGCUGUCAGAGUGAGCCCCUGCCAUUCCCGGCAGCCCUCCAUCAUCUCCGACGCUUCGGCGGCCGAGGGCGACCGCUCCUCCACGCCCAGCGACAUCAACUCCCCGCGGCACCGAACGCACUCCCUCUGCAACGGGGACAGCCCUGGACCGGUACAGAAGAACUUGCACAACCCAAUUGUACAGUCUCUAGAAGACCUGGAAGACCAAAAACGGAAGAAGAAGAAAGAGAAGAUGGGCUUUGGCUCCAUCUCCAGGGUGUUCGCCCGGGGCAAGCAACGCAAAUCCCUCGACCCCGGCCUCUUCGACGGUACGGCCCCGGACUACUACAUCGAGGAGGACGCGGACUGGUGACCCCCUCCACCCCCCCGGGCGAUGCCACUGCUGUACAUAACCCUCCUUCCCCCAGCCCACCCCACCUGUGGACGUGUUACCUGUUGUCUUGGGAGCGAUGCAGUGUUGUCACUUCGGUUG
Molecule: messenger RNA, 2457 nt
Organism: Dryobates pubescens (Downy woodpecker)
Lineage: Eukaryota; Metazoa; Chordata; Aves; Piciformes; Picidae
Gene: KAZN
Product: kazrin, periplakin interacting protein
Exons: 10
Coding region: 841-2337 (498 amino acids)
Source: RefSeq, a predicted model, not a curated record